This is a messenger RNA of Drosophila rhopaloa, 2625 nucleotides long. RefSeq names its product CUGBP Elav-like family member 4 (gene bru3). Bases 728 to 2044 code for a protein of 438 amino acids. Gene Ontology annotation, cellular component: cytoplasm; nucleus; ribonucleoprotein complex. The record is from RefSeq and is a predicted model, not a curated record. Gene Ontology annotation, biological process: mRNA splice site recognition; regulation of alternative mRNA splicing, via spliceosome. Lineage: Eukaryota; Metazoa; Arthropoda; Insecta; Diptera; Drosophilidae. Gene Ontology annotation, molecular function: mRNA binding. The transcript is spliced from 13 exons.
GAUAUUGAGUUCUGUGUAGUUAAGUCGGAAUAUUUCGUAUAGUUCUCGUCGACUGUCGUGUGACAUUUGUUCAUCAAUUCAGAAACGCAUAUUGAAACACAGCGAUAAUACAAAUUACGAAUAUUCAACAAAAUAAAAAAAAACCAAAGAAAACCAACCAAUUAAAAUUAAAAAUUCAAAUUCGCUUCAAAAAUAUAUUACAAAUAUAACAACCAAUUUAAUCAAAACCAAAUUCGCCACAAAAAUCGCAAACAAAGUUUACAAAAUUCGUUUACUCAAUCCCAUAACACAAAAAACAAACUACAACCAAUUAAAAUAUAUAACUGUUAAAAUCUAAACGAGCAGAAAAAUCAGAGAGAGAAAGCAAAAAAGAGAUAGAGAAGUACACGCGUGUGUUUAAAUACUGGAAAAUACAGAUAAGAUAAAUUAUUAUAAACACUAAGCCAUACACACAUUAUAGCAGGCUAAACCACACGAAAAAUAACGCAGAGAGCCAAAUACAUUAAAAUCAAUAAGUAACAAGUACAGAAAAGACAGUUCAAGUGAAAAACAGAAACGAAACUUUACAAAAAAGUGCUUAAAAAUAUAAACAAAACCGAAAAACUCAGAUAAAUAAACAACGGCAAUUUUAAGAGGAAGAAAAACCGAAAAGCUUCCAGAGAAUCGGUGAAAAUCGUUAACAAUUUUUUCUCGCAAAGGCGCCACGUCCAAGAGCAAAUCGUUCCAUAUGGUUCAUAUUAUUGAAUUGGUCGGCCAGCCGAAGGUUGAGUUUGCUCAACAAGUUACUGUAAGUUGCCAUCAUCCAUUAAUACCACCAGCCAUCAAAUUAAUGAACCGUGCUUUACAGCUGAAGCCAGCUGAAAAUGAAAGUCGCAGCGAGCAUUUAGAUCGCAAGCUGUUCGUUGGCAUGCUCAGCAAACAACAGACCGAAGACGAUGUUAGACAAAUCUUCCAUCCGUUCGGCACUAUAGAGGAGUGCACCAUACUGCGUGGCCCGGACGGAGCUAGUAAAGGCUGCGCUUUCGUCAAAUUUGGUUCGCAGCAGGAGGCCCAGUCAGCAAUAACCAACCUACACGGAAGUCAAACUAUGCCGGGUGCAUCCUCCAGCCUGGUCGUUAAAUACGCCGACACGGAGAAGGAGCGACAAAUACGGCGCAUGCAGCAAAUGGCCGGUCACAUGAACCUGCUGAAUCCGUUCGUCUUUAAUCAGUUCAGUCCGUAUGGCGCCUACGCUCAGCAGCUUCCCUCUCCCCCGGAACUGCAGCAGCAGCAACAGGCCGCCCUGAUGGCCGCCGCCGCCACGGCACCGGGCUCCGCCGCCGCCUACAUGAACCCCAUGGCGGCGCUGGCAACGCAGAUACCUCACGGCCUCAACGGCACCGGCCAGCCGCCGUCGCUGCCCUCGCCGACCAUGCCCAACUUCAACAUGGGCGCCAACACGCCCAACGGACAGCCCGGCGGAGCGGCCGCCGCUGCCGCUGCGGCGGCUGCCGCGGACGGCGUCUUCACGAACGGCAUUCCACAAACGGCAUUCCCAGGACCCACUGAACUAUUUAUUGCAGAUCCGCUGCACUUGACUAUACCGCCACAAGGUUUGCCAAACGGCGAUGCUGCUACCCUGCAACAUGCCUUCCCUGGUCUGCCACCGUUUUCAGGAGUUGCCUUUCCCACCGUCUAUGGACAGUUUCCACAAGCUUUACCACCUCCCCUAGCGGCGGUUGCACCCACUCAGCGUGAAGAUUUUCUGAUGUUCCCAGGAUGUUCGAUAUCCGGACCCGAGGGCUGCAAUCUCUUCAUCUACCAUUUGCCCCAAGAGUUUGGCGAUGCCGAGUUAAUGCAAAUGUUCCUGCCCUUUGGCAAUGUGAUCAGCUCCAAGGUCUUCAUUGAUCGUGCUACAAACCAGAGCAAAUGUUUCGGUUUUGUUUCAUUCGAUAAUCCCGCCAGCGCUCAAGCGGCCAUUCAGGCCAUGAAUGGCUUCCAGAUUGGCAUGAAAAGACUGAAAGUUCAAUUGAAGCGGCCAAAGGAUGCCAGUCGACCCUAUUAACAAUCGGAGUUCCUUAAACGCAAUUCACAACAACAACAACAACAACAAACUGGAGCAACAACAUCAGCAACAGCAGCUUUGCCAACAACUAACGCAUUUUCCACACCGGCAGCAACUUCCGCAUCAACGACAGCGACAACAACAGCAGUCCACUAUAAUAACCACCUUGGCAGCAGCUUUAGGCCAACUUUAACCAAUGGAAACUCCAACCACAAUGCCCACAUGCCCUACACAUUUGCCAGCUGGCGCAGUGGUACCUAUUGUUAUCACAACCACAACAACAACAACAACAAUAAUAACGACAACUGCAGCGACAACAACAACAAUAGAAACGAUCCCGAUUCUCAAUCCAAAGAUCCACCCAAUACCAAUUGCUCCAAAGUGGAACUAGUCGAGAAACUAUUCAUGUGGCAACAGCAGAAGCGAAAGGCCUAAGUGCAACACCAACGUCAACCACAACAGCAACCAUAACAACUGCAGCUACAAUAAGGAGCAACUAUUGAUGGGAUGGUCGUCAGCCAUGCUAUGUGAAAACGAUUAUAUAAAUUAAACACAUGCAAAGCGUAUGUAAAAAAAAAAAA